This is a messenger RNA of Lithohypha guttulata, 1329 nucleotides long. RefSeq lists its product as uncharacterized. The coding region runs from base 1 to 1329 and encodes 442 amino acids. Lineage: Eukaryota; Fungi; Ascomycota; Eurotiomycetes; Chaetothyriales; Trichomeriaceae. The record is from RefSeq and is a predicted model, not a curated record. The transcript has 3 exons.
AUGGCUACACGACACGCCUCGAGAACUAUCAUCGAUGCUGUACCUCUAUCGCAACCAAAGGCCUACAUCUGUCGACAAUGCAGGAAGAACCUGAGGCCAUCUCAAGUUGUGUUUCAGCAACGACGAUACGCCUCGAAAAAGGCUGAGAACGAUUCGAAUGCGACAGGAGACACCUGGACCGAGAAAAUUCGAUCAAAGCUAUGGCAGGGGAAACCACCUGGGCCUGAAAACAUUGACGAUGUCUAUGGUGGCCCUGGAUUCUUCGCAACUAUGGCUAAGGAGAGAAAAGAGAAGAAGCAACGUGCUGCAAGACAAGCUAGACAGCAGGCUGGAUUAGAAGAGGCUAAGCCGGAGCUGGACUCGCAACGAAAACACGAGGUUGAACGAAAAUCCGAGCAGCUCUCCGCGGAAGCACAGCAACGAGUUGUUCGAGCUGAACAAGAAACUGAAGUGGAAGCCUUGUCAGCUUCAUCUCCAGCCAGGCCUUCGCAGGUAAUUGAGGAUCAAGACGAGGGGGAAACAGUAGAGCGUACAUGGCUACCAGUCGUCGGUUACAAAGGAGACUGGAGAGAACUACGAGAUAUGAAUUUGCCCAUGAACAGAGCCGACGAAUAUAACCCUUGGUUAAAAGCUUCGGAUCGACCCAACUGGACCUACAAUCAGCUUGUAUCCCUCUUUCAUCGAGCCAUCGUCGAAGUUAGUGCCUGCCACCUCCACGCAAUCGAUUCUACCACUUCAACGGGCAUUGAGGAGCAUUUUGAAAGAGCAAAGAUAGAAUUCUCCAAUGAAGGCACUCCAGUAAAUGUCCACAUUCCUCAUUCUGCAGAAAGCGCGACGGCAAAGAAGCCAAACACCAAGAGAUUCUCCAGCAGCACCGAACAAAGCUGGGCUAGUCUAUACUCAAGUCAAGGCUUCCAAAGUGCUCCUACACCAGAAUCAGUCUACACACCAGCUGAUACCUCCUUCCUCAACUCCCGACUGAGUCUCCAGAACAAGAUCGUCUUCCAGAUCCUCCAAUACUUCUCGACCCUCACCCGCUGGCGUAUUCCCGACCCCAUCCUCAACGACCUCAACAGCGCGGACCCGGACAAAAACACCAUCGGACAUUUCCUACAAUCCUUCGCGAACCACACCAAAGCAAAGCCCAUCAAUCUCGCCGAGCAGCUUCUGGGCAAUGAGAUACUCGCUGAGCAUGGCAAUCUGCUUGUGCUGGGGAGACGAGAGACGCCUGUUGAUAGGGAGAAGGAGGUCGGGAGAUGGAAGCUUAUUGAGGCGGAGUUGAAGGCGAGAGGGUUGCCGGUGCUUGGGAAGCGUCAGGUUCAGUAUUGA